Messenger RNA from Macrosteles quadrilineatus (aster leafhopper), 2190 nucleotides. RefSeq lists its product as uncharacterized. The coding region runs from base 399 to 1421 and encodes 340 amino acids. The transcript is spliced from 3 exons. Gene Ontology annotation, cellular component: extracellular matrix. The record is from RefSeq and is a predicted model, not a curated record. NCBI's taxonomy places the organism in Eukaryota, Metazoa, Arthropoda, Insecta, Hemiptera, Cicadellidae.
UGCUGUCUGGUGCUGCGCCCCUGCGGCUGACUAACCCUUUGACAAUACUGUGAAGGCUCCAUGUUACAGAUAGUCAGUCUACUGUUCACGACAGUGUACGCGGCAGAGGUAGGAAUCCCAGAGAGGUUCCUGAGACCUCGACACUACAACCCGCACCCUCUACAGACCCUGCUGUCUGGUGCUGCGCCCCUGCGGCUGACUAACCCUUUGACAAUACUGUGAAGGCUCCAUGUUACAGAUAGUCAGUCUACUGUUCACGACAGUGUACGCGGCAGAGGUAGGAAUCCCAGAGAGGUUCCUGAGACCUCGACACUACAACCCGCACCCUCUACAGACCCUGCUGUCUGGUGCUGCGCCCCUGCGGCUGACUAACCCUGUGACAAUACUGUGAAGGCUCCAUGUUACAGAUAGUCAGUCUACUGUUCACGACAGUGUACGCGGCAGAGGUAGGAAUCCCAGAGAGGUUCCUGAGACCUCGACACUACAACCCGCACCCUCUACAGACCCUGCUGUCUGGUCCUGCGCCCCUGCGGCUGUCACAGGUACUACUGGAUCAACCCCCGUACCAGCUGUACCCUCGUACCUCCACCAGACAAGAUGACAGCAGUCCUGUACAGUUCCCAGAGGUUCCUGCAACAGUCAAGCCUCCAAAGAAAACCUCCUCGGUGUAUGGUCUGGUGCCGAAGAACUACGCAUUCGCGUACGCGGUGAAGGACCGCCAGUCCGGAGACGACUUCUCUCACAAGCAGGCGCACAACGGGCAGUCGACCAAGGGCGAGUACAGGGUUAAACUUCCCGACGGUCGUACACAGAUAGUGAGUUAUACUGCGGACAAUUCAGGGUACAAAGCUGACGUGAGGUACGAUGAGGCUGCCAAACCCGUGUCCAACCCUCAGGUGUACUACACAGGGCGACCAGCAGACAGUGUGUACUACACUCCUAGGUACAGCGGUGUGUCUAACAGCAUCCUACAGGAGCCUGACUACUCUGACGAACCAGAGGUGAUCUACAAACAUCCAGUCCACGUUGUCGCCAAGUCUCACAGUGUUGCCGCCCAGUACGCCAAACCCUCUGCUACCCCUCGCCCACUAGAAGUACUCUUCAGUCCCACCCCUAGGCCAUACAAGAGUCUACAACCUCUGCAGCUCAGGGCUCUGCCCCAGACGGCCGAGGAGUACACUAGCUCAGACUCUCCUAACUACUACCCCUAUGUGUCGUCCACCCCGUCACCUCCUGUGUCCGGGUACUACGCCUCUGCUGUCUCGUCCACCGCUACCCCUAUAGAGGAGGAGCAAGACGACAUACCCCGGCCCGCUACCAAACCCGCCCCUAUCUCUAACUUCUACGCUACUUCAACGACGCCGGCCCCCCAUGGGGUGAGGUACAUCCUCGUCCCUUCCCACUACUAUGAUGAAUCAUAAGUGGAAGUGUUAUUUGCUCAUUAUGUGCCUUGGACCUUUGAACAGUUAUACCCAAGUCCUAUGUGUAUACUUGGCGUGUGUAUUGUGUGUACCUAUAUUAUGACUACUUAAUCGUUUAACCAUAUAGAUAAAGUCAUAGACUGUUUGAUUUGAGAGUGCAAUGUAAAAUUUUGUCAAUGAGUACUAAUGUAAGUGCUUUAGCCUUAGACUAAUUAGAGUACUAAAUUUCGUUUACAAAAUUUAGGCGGUUUAAGGGGAAGGUUUCCUAGGUUCCCGCACAUAGCUUGUAUUAAUCAGGUGACCAGCUGUCGGCUGUUGUGUUAAAGUUAGGAUGGGGUGGGGAGAAUCGCUUCCCCUAAAACAGCCAAACCAUUGUGAACGAAGUGUUGUCAUUUUUUAAAAUUAAAUCAAGCAUUAAAAGGAAAUUUACAGCGAUGACAAAAUAUUGGAUCCAAAGAUAGCUCAACAGGCCUAUGAUGAAUAAAUAUUUGUGGUGUUUAAUGUUACACGCUAUAGUCUAUAGGGGAAAUCACCAAGAUGUAGUCAGUAAAGUAACAGAUCACUUUGACAUAGGUGUAUGCCAUAACUGGUGCCUAAAGGUUUAACGUAUAAAAAGGAGUGAGAAUACCAGUCCUCAGAACGUGUUACCGUAUUUUGAGUCAGUUACCACGAGUCUUAAGACUUCAAUCAUGAAGGAACAUAAAUAAGACUUAUAUAAUACUCACACAUUUUACAAAUAAAUAGAAUAUGUUAAUUUCUAGUAUUAAUA